This is a messenger RNA of Chenopodium quinoa (quinoa), 1236 nucleotides long. RefSeq lists its product as uncharacterized. The transcript is spliced from 3 exons. NCBI's taxonomy places the organism in Eukaryota, Viridiplantae, Streptophyta, Magnoliopsida, Caryophyllales, Amaranthaceae. Bases 226 to 864 code for a protein of 212 amino acids. The record is from RefSeq and is a predicted model, not a curated record.
AAACCAAAUAUAGUACUUACGUAGUGGUUUCAUUUGACUGACCAUUUAUAAUACGGGUCAAAAGAACAAACCAAAAACGUAAUUGAGACGAACUUUAUGAAAUUUAAGGAGCAAUCACACAAUUCUAAUGAAAACCCAAAAAAAUUGAAAGAUUUCACUUUCUGUUAAAAGGGCCUAUACUAAAAUGACCCAUUUACCAUCAUUACUGUUCCAAGGCUAAAGCCCAUGAAUCAAAUUUUGUACGGAACACACACAAACUCACUCCAACGGUCAUAUUUCAUGUUCCCAAUACCACGAAUUCAAGAACGAUCUUCAGCAACACAUCAAUUACAUCACUCCGCUUCCUCAAAUCUCAAAUUCUCAAUACUCAAAAAAAAAAAAAAAAAACUCAAACAAUCCAAAAUGGGUGUAAAAAAAUUGAACAAUUCAAUCGAAUUAUCGCCAUCUUUAGAAGAUGAUUCCCCAAUUAGAGCAGUUUUUUGCCUGAAAAACAAAACAAUUGAUAUGAAAAAGAUUGAAGAACUUGAAGAUUGCUUCAUAUUGGAUUUUGAUCCUUCUGAACCUGCAGAUUUUUCUACACUUUCUCUCUCUAAAAGUUUAGAUCUUUGCGACGAUAAAGAUGUCUCUGUUCUUGCUGAAAAUGGCCAGGUGGCUUGUAGAGAUUUCCCACAUCCAAGACAUCUCUGUGUUAAAUUCCCAUUUGAGAAAACACCCCAUGAAUCACAUUGCAAAAUGUGUUAUUGCUAUGUAUGUGAAAUGGCGGCUCCUUGCAAAGAAUGGACAAAAGGGUUGAAGCAUUGUGAUGCAACUAAUGAUGAUGAUGAAAUCUGGAAGUUGCUAAAGGCUCAAAAAACCGAGGCUUAAAACCCCUAAUUAAUGGAGAAUGCUGCUAGUUAAAUUUUUGGCUACUUUUUGUAUAGUUGAAAGACUUCAAGUCAAAUUCAUGCUUAGAGUUGGCUUAUGGUAGUAGACUAGUAGCACUUAGAGUUGCAUUUUGUUAUAACUUAAAAGGAUAUGCAACUUUUAGUUGUAAUGUUUUGCUAAGAAGUGUAGAUAUAAAGUUAUGGUAAUGGUAAAUGAUUAUUUGUCACAAAGUAUGAGAUUUUGUUUCAAUUUUCUACAUUUUCUUUUCUUUAUUUUUUUUCUCCUCCUCCACACAGUGAAUUGUUUUAUCAGCUUAAAGCUUGUGCCUUUUCCAAAACUAUAAAUAAAUAAUGAAAACUAAACUAUUUUAGA